AUGGUCGGCUUCAGAGAGGCUCGGGAGAACUCGCGAGGGGUUCUCCCUUGGCCUCUCAGCCUUCUCCGAGCCCUCGCCUCCGCUCCAGAAAAGUGUAGGGGCCGGAGAAUGGAGGUUCAGAGACUCCAGAGCGCCCAACAGUUACAGAAGAUUCAACCCUGGAGACGGAAGAUCCAUAAAGCUGCCUCCAAUGGGGAUGUAAAGAAGGUGCAGCAGCUAUUACUGCACAGGAAGUCUGGCCUGAAAGAUCUAAAUAAAAUGAACUUAGAUGUGGUUUUAGGGCUGGAGUCCAAGGACUCCAUCAGGUUCACUUCAUCCAGAUCAUUCACACCUGACUUCCCCAGCAGCAGCAGCUGCACCUUCGCCUCAUCUCUAAUCGAGGCAGCUUUGUGGAUCUUCCCCACUGUCCCUCCGCGCCGGGAAGGAGGCUGCAGAGGGAGACGGCUCUCUCUUGUUGCCGAAACUGAAAAACUUUUUCAUUUUGCAACCGGGCUUCAGAGCGGAUCGGAAGAACUCGCGAGGGGUUCUCCCUUAGCCUCUCAGCCUUCUCCGGCCCUCGCCUCCACUCCAGAAAACUGCAAUGGCCGGAGACUGGAGCCUGAACUAGGGCCGAAAGCUCGGACCCGGCUGUUCCUCCGCUGGGGGAAGGAGGCUCCAGAGGGAGACAGCUCUCUUUUGCUGCCGAAGCUGAGUAUCUUCUUCAUCCUGAUGUCGGGCGUCAGAGAGGCUCGGGAGAACCAGCGACAGAUUUGUUUUUCGAAUUUAAACGUUCUCCGGCCCUCGCCUCCGCUCCAGAAAACUGCAAUGGCGGGAGACUGGAAGUUAAGAGCCUCCAGAGGAACCAGACUCUGUGACAAUCCUGGGGCUGAUGAUUCUUGUCCAACAGAUGAAGAAGAAUUAGAUUUUAGUACUAAGAAACUCACCAAGUCAAACUUAACUAAAAUAACAAACGCUUCUCAGCAAAUAAGGAAAAACAGAUGUUUUUCAAGGUCUUCCCAGAUGAUGUCUACUCUUCUGGGCAUUAAUAAGGGAGCAUCAACAGAAUCAGAGGAGGAAGAACAGGAAGAUGCUGUAUCAGUUGACAGUGGUGCUAGAGAACAAACACUUCCUGAAACGCCGUAUCUUCCCAAUGAAGUUCAGGCUCACCGUACAGCAGGGAAUCGUGCUGUUAGAAAAGAAAUGAUGUCAGCAUUAGGAUUAGAAGAGGAAGAAGAUUCAGAAUUUCCUUGGGAGUCAGAGGGUGCCACUGAAAGUCUGCACAGUGGAUCUGCCAGGCAUACACCUGCAGCCACAAAUCAAACAGUAAAAGACAGUAUUUCAAUGGGACAACGUGAAGAUUAUCUUGAGAGACAUCCUAAUUUGAAGCCCCUUCAACUCAGUAUUGAAAUGAAAGAUUCUUUCACAAACCAAGAAGUAGAAAAAGGAGUUAAGGAAAAACAAAAGUCAUAUUUAAUGGAAGAAUUUGGUUUAGAUGAUGCAGAUGACAUUGAUGAUUUAACACGAGAAUUGGAAUUUAAAGGAUCAUCGGAGGAAAGCCAAGAAAGUUUUGAUGAAAGUGACCCAGAACAGAAUAAAGUUACUUUAGAAACAGCCAACAUACCAGAGCAAACAGCACCUAAGAAACAAGUAAAGCCACUUAGUUUUCCACUUUCCCUGAAAAAAAUGUCUCAAGGACUAGAACCCAAUAAGGAAUCGGAUUUAGAUGCAGAAUCAAACUGGGAAGAAAGGUAUGAAAAAAUGUGGGUUGAAGACGAGAAAAUGGAAGUCAAAAAGAAUUUUAAAAUUGUAGCAACUGAGUUAAAGCAGAUAUUUGGAGAAAUUUAUGAAAAGGACAAAACUGCUGAUCAGUCUACAGAAAAACUAUGGGAAGAGGAACCACUAGAUGGCUUCGAAGAGAAAACAGAACCAUUACAGGAAGCAUCCCGUAAUCUGACAAAUAACUCAAAUGAUACUGAGGAAAAGGAGAAAUAUAGAGGCCCGCUCGAUGUAGGAGUUCAGUCGUUUCCUGAACAAAGGGAAUACUCUCUGGAAAAUGCUGUUUUAAAGAAUUUAAAGCUCACUUUCCAAGAAGAUGUUCUUCAGUCAUCUUCUAAUCUGUGCUCAGAAAGUAGCAACCUAUACCAAAAGAAAGGUAAUAAGCCAGAAAUUGAAUGUACUUGCAAUUUAAAUGAAGAGGAUGUUGCUUAUGAUGGAGAAAAUGUAAAAAUAGCCAACUCACAAAUAGCUAUAAAUGAAAUGAAGAAAGAUGGAGGAUUUGGUAUGCGACUGGCAGGAAGUCUGAACAGAAAUACCAUAAAUUUGGAACCAGAUUCAGGACGUUUGCUACAAUCAAGUGGUCUAGGAAGCCAUUUUGGUGUCCGGCGUACUCGCUCUGAUGAUAUGAAAUCAGUCAUCCAAGAAAAAAAGCCUAAACUUACUACUGCAACAAAAUUUAAUGAGAAAACAAAACUAAAAGAAAACUUAUUCCAGAAAAGUGGUCACAAUGCCAAUAUCUCUCCAAAUGAGAUAAGACAGUGGAGACACUCCCUUCCAUAUAGUGACAAAAUAUCAAAAAUGCACCUGGAUAAAGAAUUAAAGCAAGAUGUGCAAAGAUUUAAAAAUGAGUUAGGGGUAUUGCAAGUAGAGUUCCUGGCUUUGGAGAAGGAAAAAAGACAACUACAAAAAGAGGUUGAAAAGAAAAAGCAUCAACACAAUGAAACUGAAACGUUGGAAGAAAAAGAUGGUGAUAACUUAAUUAAAACUAGAACAAUUGGCAAAGUUAAUGAGCUGUUUUCUGUGGAGAGCAAUCAGCAUGGUAAAGAUGAGGAAAAUAAAAUCCCUGGGGCAGAGAGUCCAAUAAUGAACAUUUCUUCUUCCAAGGAAAGUUCAGCACCUGUACACUAUCUUUUAAAGGGUAUGUUCUUUUAUUCUGGGACUGUCACAUCAGCGUCUAUCAAAGAAGGAGGAGGCAAUGAUUCAGUCAUGCAUAUGAAAGAAGUAAAAAAGCCUCAAAAUGAUAAAUGGAUUUCAGAGGAUCCUGGUAUUAAUUCAUCUUGUGAAAAGGUGAAUUCCUUAACUGAUAUCCUACUCCAUGUUCCUGAAGACAGUAUUUUAAGUGAAGCAGAUCAUGAUAAAGAAAGGCCUGCAAAGAAAACAUUGAAUGAAAAGAAUAAGGACAAAGUGCAGAGGGAUGCAGAUGAUCUUGAUGACCUCACUCAGUCAUCUGACACAGCUACAGAGGAUUAUAAUUUACCUCCCUUAAACUGUAAGAAUGUUUUGUUGUUGAUUGAGCAACUUAGUGUUGAUUGUAAAGAUCCUAUUAGCCUUUUGAAAAUUCAGGAUGCAAUUCUUAGAUAUGAAAGAUCAGUAGAACUUAAAAAAGGGCAUUGUACACUACUCGCUGGAAAAGUUAAGAAUUUAGAAAACAAGAUUACUGAACUACAGGAAGAAUUAUCAGAAACAAGAGAAAUGAAAUCCCAGUUACAGCAUCAAAAAGCAGAAUGGGACAGAGAACUCUGUAGCCUCAGGUUUACACUGAAGCAAGAAGAAGAAAAGCGAAUGACUGCAGAAAUGCUAUUUGAAAAAAUUAGAGAACAGUUAAGAAGAAAAGAAGAACAGUAUAGUAAAGAAGUGGAGCUAAAACAGCAACUUGAAUUCUCUCUUAAAACUCUGGACCUUGAACUGAAAAGAGUGAGAAAUAAUUUGAAACAGGUUGAAGAAGAGCGAAAUGACACUCAAAGACAACUUUCUCAGGAGCAAAGUGCCAGAGCUUUGCAGGACAGAAUUCUGAAUAAUCCUCUUUGGAAGCAGAAAGAAAUAGAAGCAGCUGCUUCCAAAAUGAUUCAGAGUUCUGAGGGUCCUGAUAGUCAUGAAAAAGAAAAAUAUCUCCUGCAUAAAAAUCAAACCCUACAGGAUGAAGUUACCAUGCUCAAAUUGGAACUAAACACAGUAAAAAUUAAGGAUCAAGAAAAAGAAAGUCAAUAUGCAGAAGAAAAUGAAGUUUUGAAAGAAAAGGUUGAUGAGCUUCAAAAGGAAUUAAGACUGAAUGAAGAAGCAUUAACAAAAACAAUAUUCCAGUACAGUGGACAAGUAAAUGUUCUGACAACUGAGAAUGCAAUGCUGAACUCUAAGUGGGAGAAUGAAAAACAAAACAGAGACAGACUAGAGACAGAAAUUGAAUCGUACCGCUCCCGUCUGACUUCUGCUGUUCGUGAUCAUGAGCGAAGUCAGACAUCAAAAUUAGAUCUUGAACAUAGCUUUCAGCGAGAACGAGAUGAGUGGCUUCGUUUACAGGACAAACUAAAUUAUGACUUGUCUAGUCUAAGAGAGAACAAUGGUAUCCUUUCUCAAGAGCUCUCUAAAGCUGAAAGUAAAGCCAAUAGUUUAGAAAAUGAGCUAUACCAUGUACGUGAUUCCCUCAGAGAAAAGACACUAAUUUUAGAAAGCACACAGAGAGAAUUAAACCAGGCCCAACAUAAAGCAAAGGAACUGGAACAGACAAAUCAAAUGGAAACAGAAAAACUGAACAAAUACAUCGUCAAACAAGAAUCUAUCCAAGAAAGAUUAGCCCAAAUCCAGAGUGAAAAUAUGUUGCUUCGACAACAGCUUGAAGAUGCUCAAAACAAAGGCAUCCUUAAAGAAAAGCUAUUGAGUGAUGCCCAGGUACAAUUUGUUGAUCUCUUCAAUAAACUUCGUACUGAUACCGAAAAACAAGUACUUAUGAUAGAAGAGAGAAAUAAAGAGUUAAUCAGUGAAUGUAACCACUUAAGAGAGCAAAUGUAUAAAUGUGCAAAUGAGAAAGCAGAAAGAGAGGGUACAGUAAGAAAACUUCAACAAGAACUUGCUGAUUCCCUAAAAAAACAGUCUAUGACAGAAGCCUCACUAGAGGUUACAUCACUUUAUCGAAGUGAUUUAGAAGAUAAGAAAAAACAACUACAGAAGGAAAUAGAUGAAACCAAAAGUAACCUUAAUUCUGAAAGGGAAAAAUUAAAGAAACUCAUUGAGUUAAAGCAAUCUCUGGAAAAUCGUCUAGAACAAGAAAUGAAGAGAAAUGAUGAAUUACAGAAAGAGCUCAGUGGAUUUGAAAAACUGUUGAAAACAACACAAAAGAAAUUAAGGGAAUAUGAAAAAGGAGAUGUUUAUGAGGAGGGACUGAAACAAACACAUUCUGAAAUGGAGAGACAAAUUAAUAGGUUAGAAAAUAAGAUUGAAGACCUUACCCAACAAUUGGAAGCAGCAUCUUCAAGAUGUAAGCAGUUGGAAUCAAUGAAUCAAAGUCUUGGAGAAGAGUUACUGUCCAUGAAAAUCUUGCAAAAGAAAUGUGACAAGCUGGAAGAGAAUAAAAGACAAUUGGAAGAAGAAGUAGUUAAUCUUAAGCAUCAUUUGGAAAUUACUAAGCUAGAAGGCAGUCAAAUAGAACAAUAUAAACGUGAGAUUGAAGAACGAGCGAGGCAAGAGAUUGUUGAAAAACUAAAAGAAGUCAACCUAUUCUUACAGAUACAAGCAGCAUCCCAAGAGAACUUAGAACAAUUAAGAGAAAAUAACGAUGCUUCCCUAAGAAACCAAAUGGAGCAACGAAUUAGAGAUCUGGAAACAGAAAUCUCCAAAAUGAAAAAGUCACAUCAAGAGUCUGCUGAGGCAGAGCGAGAGAGAUACAGACAGCUUUAUUCUGAAGAAUUAAAAAUCAGAAAAUCAUUGUCAAACAAAUUAGACAGAACUACAGAGAGGUUAGCUGAGGUGAGUGCCCAACACCUGAAUGAAAAACAAAAGAAUAAAAUUUUAAUCAACAGUUUUACUGCAAGUCCAGUUCUGGAGCCACCACAUGUUGGGAAUAUGGUCCUCAGUAGAAAUCUUAUUCCAAGAGGAAAUUUAGUAUAUUCUACUGGAAACAUAGUGUCUUCAAAAAGCAGAGUGGAGGGCUACUUGGCAAAGAUGCGGCAGGAGUUGAAAAAAAGUAUAGCCAGGGAACUUCGUGAAGGUAUGUCCAAAUUGCUGAUAAAUAAAAUGUUAUAAUUUGAUGCUAUACCUGAUUUUUAAAUAUGCUGAAAAACUCACACAAAGGUGCUGUUUCAGUGCCACCUCCCUCUUUCAACACUUUGAAGUAACCUUGGAUUUGUCUCUGCAAUUGAAGUGCAAGCUCUAGCAGAUUCUUUUAGUAAGCUAGAAGCAUAGCACAAGCCCAUAGACUGUAUCUGUUUCCAGAAGACAAGCCUGACCACUUACAGAGAGGCUUAGAUCCAGAAGGUUGAUCAGUAGGUAAUGAAGUCUUUGGCCACAGCAUCCCAUGAAACAGAAGGAUAAUUUGUCCUCAGUCCUGUGUAGCUCCUUCUGAUCUUCAGGUGUAAAGUUAGUCAACCACUUUUGGGGAAUGCAAUCAAGAAGUUGCUAGUCAAGAUUUGUUUGGACUAGAGAACCAUUGAAGUCAUAUCCAAGCCUAAGAUCCUAUUAUUCUGUUUAAUUCUGUGAUUCCACAGUGAUUUCAGAAGAGUGACGGAAAAGAGGGCAAAAGAUACUAAGAAUCCCACAAUUCAAAAACCAUCUACAAAUAUCAGUUUAAUUGUUAGAAUCUUAAUUUACAGUCUUUGUCCAGUGACCAACAGUACUGAAAGAACUAAAUAAUAUUCAUAUUGACACCCUGCUAUCAAUUUAACCAGAAAAUAGAAAGAAGUUGUAGCUAAAUGGAAGUGUGAUUCUCACAUUUCCCUCAAAUAGGCAAAUAAAAUAAUUGGCAUGGUGGGUUUCAUUGUGAAACCAAAGGCAAUACUAAACAUAAUUAAAUAGGAAAUAGAGCUCAACAUGUGCAUAAGCAAACAGACCACCAUGAACAUAAUUAGAAUUGCAGCUUAUCUACUGACUACUAUUUCAGAGGAUAAAAAAGAAAUAUUAUGUGAACAAUUUUGUGAGUUGCUCAAAAAUCAAUGUGCUUUUUAAGUAUAAUAAUAGUGACUCACCUUUGUAUAACACUUCAAACUUUUUGCAUACAUUGUCUGAUUUGAGUUUCAAAACAAGACUAUGUGGUAGGUGACUUCCAGGAAAACUUGAGUUCAGGUCCUCCCUAUGAUACAUAGUGUAUUUGAGACCGUGGGCAAGUCACUUUACUUCAAAGUGCUCAGGAACUUCCAAGAUUAAGUUGGACCAGUGACUGUUUUCAUGCUUCUCACACCCAUGAUGAAUCAUGAAUCCUAAGAGAAAUAGAAAGAUUAAAUGCAUACAUAUGUGUGUGUAUAAUAUAAUUUUUUUUUCUUCCUUUUUUCCCCCAGCUGAAUUUUCUAAUGAAUCCUCAAGAAUGCCAAAUUUGAAUCAGGAUCCUGUUUCCCUAGCAACUCAGGAAUACUUAGAGAUUUUAAAGAAAAAGUACAUGAUAUAAAGCAAGAAAUAAUGUUUGUUCAUGAAAUGAACUGUUUACAUAAUAUUUAAUCAUUUUCCAUUAAAUAUGUAAAAGUGAAAAAAAUCUAAUGUAUUAGAAAAUAUAUUGUGUCAUGAGUUUUAAUAUGUACAGUGUGCAUAUAUGUGUAUGUAAAUAUAUUUGUAUAGUUCUUUAUUAAAAACUUUAUUUCUUUAUAUUUGUAACACUGCACCCAAAAUUGUUAGUUGUUACAGGGACUCCAGAAAACACAAAAUUGACUGUAAUACUUUAGCUAUCUGUCUUUGAAGGUUUUCCUUUGUUUUCUAUUUAAUAUCAUUGUAUGUAGACCUAAGCAUUUAGUAAAUUUAAGUAGAACUAUUUUGAUAUACUGCUAUUAUUUCUGCUAUCAGUAUUUGAAUUUUAAUUUAUCUGUAACAGUGCCAUAAAAUUUAUAAAUUGUAUAUUAACUUGUAUUUUAAAUUAUUUAAAAUGACAGUGCACUUAAAACUUUUUUUGUUUUUAAACUUUAAUUAAAUGAAUCAAAUAUAUUGUUUGUCUUACAAAUUAUAUGAUAAUGAUGCUUUUCUUUAUGAAGUCUCCAGUUGCAAAACCUAGGUUCGCUCAAAUCCUAAUUUCACUAUACAUAUUUUUUCUUGAGACUGUACAGUUGGUCACACCACUACUUGAUGCUCAAAUCUGGCUGCUGCUUAUUUUUGUACUGCAAGCUAAGAAUGACUUUCAACUUUUUAAAUAAAGUCUUACUAUAUUUAUUGUAAAA
Messenger RNA from Phascolarctos cinereus (koala), 8102 nucleotides. The record is from RefSeq and is a predicted model, not a curated record. Lineage: Eukaryota; Metazoa; Chordata; Mammalia; Diprotodontia; Phascolarctidae.